UCAGCUCAGCCGCCCCAGGUCACUGAGUGGCAGGCAAAAUCCUCCUACAACAUGUCCAGCACGGUGACAGUGACACUGCAGGAGAGUGACAUCAGCUCAGAACUCAUCUGCAAGGUGUGGCACCGCACACUGACGACUCCACUGCAGGGGACAUACAAACUCAGCAGAGCUCUGCGAGUUUCCCCCAGUGUCAAUGUGCGCGCUGACCAGUCGAGCCCCAUUGAGCUGAACAAGACUGUGAACUUCACCUGUCAUGUGAGGAGGUUUUACCCGGCAAACGUGUCAGUCACCUGGCUGGAGAAUGAGAUGCAGAUAAAGGUGGAGAAUGUCUCACAGCCAUCGGAGAUCCACGGGGGCUUGUUCGAGCUGAGAAGCCAAGUGGAAGUGCAAGCGACGGUGGAUAAGAAUGGGUCUGUGUUCACCUGCCUGGUGGUGGACGAUGCCUCGUCCUCUGUCCGCAACUCAACCAUCCUGCGGAUCGCCGACCCAGCCCAGGAAGGACCGAGCGACUGGUCCCAGAUGGAUAAUG
Acanthisitta chloris (rifleman) is the source of this 529-nucleotide messenger RNA. RefSeq names its product tyrosine-protein phosphatase non-receptor type substrate 1-like. The annotation marks the transcript as partial. The transcript is spliced from 2 exons. The record is from RefSeq and is a predicted model, not a curated record. Gene Ontology annotation, cellular component: plasma membrane. NCBI's taxonomy places the organism in Eukaryota, Metazoa, Chordata, Aves, Passeriformes, Acanthisittidae.